AUGGGGGUGCCCUUUACACCAAACAACGUAUACGACCUGGAGACGCGAUACAAGGAGUACUGGCAGGGCAUGGUUGAAGAAGGCUCGCCUCUUCAUUUCGGAAAGCACAAUGGUGACAUUGUCCAGGUCCAGCUGUCGGACUUGGAGCGCCCAGUGCAUGUGCUUUGCAGUGGCCCGCCAUGCCCGCCUUGGGCAGGAAAUGGCAACAAGAAAGGUGUGGAAGACUUCCGAGCAAAAGCUUUUCUGGCUAUUGUGAAUAUAGUGGCUUCGCUAGCCAAGUGUGGUGAGCUGCAAGCAGCGAUCUUGGAAAAUGUCCAAGGCAUUUUACACCGCCAAGGUGGCGAAGAAAGUUUCAUGUCAAAGCUUCUGCACAUUUUGCAAGAAGAAGUGCAGGAAUUUCUCUGGCAGGUGGACACCCUCAAGGCGGUGGACUACAAGCUAGCGCAGGACAGAACGCGUGUGUUCUUGCGUGGGAUCCGGAGCACGUUGUGCCCAAGCGGGGCGGUGCCACCUCCACUACCCCCAUUUGGCCACAGAGUGUUGACAGACUUUCUGGCGUCAAUGCCUUGUGUGGACCGUAAGAAGCUCACAAAGUGCAUGGCCCAAAACUUGAAAGACAGCCAAGAACAACUGCGGAAACUUUUGCAGGAAGGUCGCCUCGUAGAGACAGACGUUGUCUGCUUCCCACUGGACCGCGCAGAUGGCAAAACAUACAAGCGGCAUAUCAGCGUCAAUCGUACACCAACAUUGACCACCUCGAAUUCAUACCUGUUUGUGUCAGACAUGAAGGUGGGCCUCCCAGAUCAGAAACGGACACACUUCCGUUUCUUGCAUCCGCAUGAGCGGUUUGUUUUGCAAGGUUUCAACGUGGAAGUCGCCGAACAAUUCGCUUCCAGCCAAGCCUUACAAGUCAAGGCAGCAGGAAAUGCCUAUCCAGUGCCACUCAUUGGAGCAGCAAUGGCCCCAUUGCUGGCUGCCUUCGGUGAGCUGCCCCAGAAAGGAGAAAGGGAGCUGGAGUUCCCCACGCGUUUCCAUGAGCGUUUGGCUGACGCCAUGUACGGUGCUGGGAAGAAAAGCAAACCAAAGAAGGCAGGACAUAAGGUGCUCAAACGACCGGCUGCACACCAAUCAUCAGACAAACCUGCAGACGAAAAAUUGGACAAAACCCAUCCUGGGCCCCAUGACAAGGAGCAACAUGACGGUGAUGGGGCACAGCCUUUGGGUGAAGAACGUGCGGGGCCUUCCACCAAGAAGCGACCUGCCAGCACGGCAAGCAUCGGAAGGCCCUGUCAGAAACCAAGACUCCCUGCCGCAUGGCGCCUGCGCUUGCCCGCAGAAACAUUGAGAGCGAAGCUUUUGCUUGUGAUUGUAGGGACAAACCACAUGGCUGAAGCCCGCUUUGAUGGGAUGCUUGACUACUUCGCUGCUCUCCAAAAGAGCUGCGGGGGGUUCCUUGAAAAGGACGCCUUAGACCCCCUGUUGAAAAGCUGCAUGCUGGAUAUUGAACGCGCCCCGCCCAUAACCAUAGAAGCAGGGGCCAGCAUGCUUAGAAAGCUUGAGAAAGCUACCGUGCCCCAGGCAUGGCGUGAAGCUUUAGUGAAACUGGUGCAAGCCAAGGUUCAGACAGGCGCAGAGAACAGCUGCAACGAAGGGAAUAAGAAGAACAAGGAAAAACCAAGGCAGACAUGUCUGCACUUGGACAACUAUUUCUUGAAGAAGGACUGGGAAAAACUGGCUUCGGAUGGGUUGACUGACAAGGUCAACUUGGCAGCGCAAAGAAUGGCAGCCCUGGGUUUGCUGAACCCAACAGAGCCGACUGUGGUGCAUGCAGUCGCAAUUCUGUAUUUGACGUCGCACAAAGGGACCCUGGAAGAACUUAACAUCACCGGCGUCCAUGCUUUGAAUACGGUGCGGGAUUUGAAAUCUGUGCUCAGAGGAUUGAAAGGCUUUACGCAGUCUGGGAUCACCAACUACCCAAUGGAUCCUGCAGAAUUGCCCGGCCCCAUAUUCAUGAAAGCGUUUGGACAAGAAAAGCCAGAGCCAAGCCGUCUGGAUCCUCACGCGCUUGGAUGGUUACAAGUUGUGCUACCUGCAAGGGACACGCACACAUCAGUGCGAGGUGCCUGGGGAAAGCGAACCUCGCGACUACGCACUGGCAACAACUUCCAGGAGAUGCUCAUGAAUGCCAUGAGCAACCCUGACAUGGCAGCAGCUUUCGCCAGCAUGAUGAGAAACAAUUCUGGAGUGCAGCUGAACAUGACACGCCGGAAACAGUUGAUGCCAAGCGCUGCCUCUGCACAGGUGGAACCACUCAUGUUGGCAAACGGGCCAGCUGCUUCUCACAACUUGGCAGGCAAGCAAGACCCAAAGGAUGAAGUCGACCUCGAGACAUCGCUUCCAAGUAAUGAAGAACCUAGCAUCAAGGCUCGUCCUGGUGCAAAAGAAAUCAGCAAGGCUCGUCCUGCUGUAAGUGAAACCAGCAAAGCUCGGCCUGCUGCAGGCGAACCCUGCGAAGCUCUGCCUGCAAAGGACAGCAAGGAAUUGCCUCCGCUGGAACCCAAAAGCGUAGAUGCCAUGGCGAAUGACAUCUUGGCAGCCAUUGGCGGCCAAAAAAGAAAGAAGACCGCUGCUGAAGAGACCACCGAGGGCGAUGACGUGCCCAUGCCGAAGGUAAAAGCCAAAAGCAAACCAAAGGGAAAGGCCAAAGCCACAGCAAAGAAAACAUCUGCUGUGGCCAAGGCCAAGAGUACGCCUCCCAAGACCAAGAAUGCUGCGCCCAAAGCAAGCCCGAAGAAAAAGAAAGAGGUCUUGCCAUUCCCUGGGACAGCUGCACAUGAGCCCGUUCGCCACAAGAACGCUACAGUUUACAUAUGCCCCAAGUCGACCAACUACAGGGUCAAACUUGAUGGUGAGAAGAAGGACAAGGCCUUCAGCUGGAAACGCCAGGAUGCGAAGGAGGCAUGGGUGCAGGUGAAGGAAUACAUCCUGAACUUGGUGAACUGCGCAGACUUCCGCGUCGGCGGCUUGGAACAGCCUGAGGCCCUGGAACUGAUGACGGAGUUGAAGAAGGCUUCUGUGGAUUUGGUGGAAAUCUCUGGUGGCACCUACGAGACCAUGGCAAUGAUGACACAAAGCAGCCAAGAAGGCUACUUCGUGGAGUUUUCGCGCACCGUCCGCGAACGAGUGCCCAACUUGCCUGUCAUGGCGGUUGGGGGCUUUAAGAGUCUCUCGGGCUGUGUGAAGGCCUUGAAGGAGGGCGAGUGCGAUGUGGUGGGCCUAUGCCGUGCCCUCUGUCUUCAACCGGAUUUGCCAUCCAGGUGGUUCCAGGGUGAAGAUCUGCCAUCGGCUUCCAAGACGGUUAGGAUCACAGUGCCCGUCUUUGGCGCCUUGCUGAUCCCUGGCCUCGGUUAUUACUACCACCAGCGGCAGAUGCAGCGCAUCGGCUAUGGAAAGGCCGUGGAACUGCAGUGUCCAACGGUGAGGAUGCUUCUACUGGUGGUUCCCCGCAAGUUGUUGUGGGAGCCACGACGUCUCUCCACCACAAGCUGCUGUCUCUGGGUGGCUGCGCUGGCCACUGGUUUGCUUGUAGCGGCGAGGGCCGUGAAACAGCGAGCAUGAUCAGCGCUGCCUUGAGAUGCGACAGAUGGAAAGAGAAAGGGCGUCUCUGCUGCAUGUGCUGUGGCUUGCUGCCAGGGCCAUGCAGUCAGCUGGGACGUAAU
This is a messenger RNA of Cladocopium goreaui, 3719 nucleotides long. NCBI's taxonomy places the organism in Eukaryota, Dinophyceae, Suessiales, Symbiodiniaceae. The record is from the annotation of a GenBank genome assembly.